Molecule: messenger RNA, 2700 nt
Organism: Tyto alba (common barn owl)
Lineage: Eukaryota; Metazoa; Chordata; Aves; Strigiformes; Tytonidae
Product: chemokine-like receptor 1
Exons: 2
Coding region: 275-1480 (401 amino acids)
Biological process (GO): complement receptor mediated signaling pathway; inflammatory response; positive regulation of cytosolic calcium ion concentration
Cellular component (GO): plasma membrane
Molecular function (GO): N-formyl peptide receptor activity; complement receptor activity
Source: RefSeq, a predicted model, not a curated record
GCAGAGCCUGCCCCGACCCCCACCCCACGGCAGGGCAGCCCCGGGUGGGUGUCUGGGCACUCAGGAGGUGCCCCGGGAGGUGAGUGGUGCCGGCAGGAUUGGGGCCACGUGUUUCAAACCCCGGUUAUGAGAUGGAGUCGUGCAACCAGCCCAAGGGAGCCUGCGACCGCUGCGGCUUCAGGGGUUAAGUCAAUGCACCCCAAAUUGAGGAACAAGAGUAGGGACUAAGGGAUCCUACUAAAUUCCCCGUGACCCGAAGGAAUGGGAAAAUGGGAUGAGGCAGCGUGAGUCACUGAGGAGCAGCGGCUCAAAGGGGAGGCGGCCAGGAGGCGAGACCACCCGCUGCGGGGCGAAGGAUCGCGGGGACUCCAGCUUGCUGGUGAUGGAGAGCGUCUCUUCUUCCUCUUCACCCUUCUCUGCCAGUUCCCCCACUGUGCAGUCUGAGAACACCACUGCCCAUGACUACUACUCUGACUACUACUCCGGCCUCCAGAAGAGCAUGCACGUCCUCUCCAUGGUGGUGUACAGCAUCGCCUGUUUGCUGGGGGUGACAGGGAACGGCCUGGUCAUCUGGAUCGCAGGCUUCAAGAUGAAGAAGACAGUGAACUCCAUCUGGUUCCUCAACCUGGCCAUUGCUGACUUCAUCUUCACUUUUUUCCUGCCCCUCAGCAUCGCCUACACUGCCCUGGGCUUCCACUGGCCGUUUGGGAAGCUCCUGUGCAAGCUGAACAGCACCAUCGCGUUCCUCAACAUGUUCGCCAGCGUUUUCCUCCUGACGGUCAUCAGCAUGGACCGCUGCGUUUCUGUGGCUUUUCCCGUCUGGUCUCACAACCGCAGGAGUCCGGAGCUGGCGGCCAGGAUUGCACUGGGGACGUGGAUCCUGGCUCUCCUCCUCAGCUCCCCGUACCUCGUCUUUCGGGAUACCGUGGUCAGUUCCAGAAACAUCACCAGCUGCUAUAAUAAUUUUGCACUCUCUGAUGACUACACAUCCGAGGCAACGCGGAGGCUGUGGAGGCUGCGGCAUAAAGCGAUGAUCAUAACGCGAUUCUUAUGCGGGUUCCUCAUCCCCUUCACGGUGAUUCUCAUCUGCUACAGCAUCGUUGCUGUCAAGCUGAAAAGAAGGCAGUUAGCCAACUCUGCGAAGCCAUACAGAAUUAUCAUUGCUGUUACAGUCUCAUUCUUCCUCUGUUAUUUCCCAUAUCACGUCUUCUCCUUGCUGGAAAUAUCCAAAAACUCUUCCAGUCAUGAGAUGAAAAUGGCCCUUUACAUCGGGAUCCCUUUGGUUUCCAGCCUCGCUUUCUUCAACAGCUGCAUCAACCCCAUCCUGUACGUAUUUGUGGGGCCGGAUUUCAAAGAGAAGUUUCGCCAGUCCAUCCUGUCGACCUUCGAAGGGGCCUUCAGCGAGGAGUCGGUCCUGGGCAGCCUGACUAGCAGGAGAAAGUCCAGGUCUGCUUCGGAAGCGGAGGUCCCGAGGGUCUGAGUGGGCACUGGUGUAGAGAGGGCAGUUCUUUUCUCUGCAAUUUCCCUCAUUUCAGAGCUACAGUCGCAGAACUGGGGGCUACAAAGGGCUGUACAUGCUAACAAAGCGUGAUGUGAUGUUUUGAAGGUAUCUCAAAUCUACUAUGACUUAAUAUAUUAUGGAAAUUAAACAACCAUCUGGAGCUGCAGCAGAGUGGGAAAGUCAAAGUAUGCUUUGCUCGUUGUGCCACUUCUUGGCUGCCUUGUUUCCCUGUACCUUUUCCAUCCCCUACGGUCCACGGCAAAAUGUCUCCCUGGCUGGCUGUGCCAAGAGGGCAACCACAGCCUGGGUGGUUGUUGCCAGCCCAUCAGACUUGGUUGCCUCAGCGCUGCUGAUCUUUUACAGCUUCCAGUUUUUAGCAGGGGACGCUUUAUAAAAUUUGCCGGUUUGUGACUCCGCUGGCAGAGCUCUCUUUACUUUCCUCUCCUUCUGGCUCCCAAGCACUUUGGAUGUGCCCAGGGGAGGCAUCUGGGGACAAAUCCUGUUCGCAUCUCCGUUGGGUUCACCUGCCUGCAGUGCAUCUGCACAUGGUGAGCUGAGGGAUAAUUUUCUUUCCUGCCCUUGCUAGACUUUCCUGGCACCUCAUCUUUGCUGGAGUUCCAGCAGGGGGAAAAAUUGGGUGCAGCUGUACUGGCAGAGUACGGCUGGAUGGGAGGUGUACGGCUGCACAGGAGGUGUACAGCAGCACUGGCAUUUCGGCUGUCCAGAGGAGAAAAGGAGGGAGAGGAGAGCUAUUCCAUAAUUCCCUUGUAAUUAAAUCAGUAAAGAAAAUAGAAAGAUUCUUUCCCAUGUAUCAUUCCAGUCUGACGCAUGGGCUGCUAGAGCUUAAGGAGAAAAUAAUUAAAAAAAAAAGCAGCAGCUUGAACGUGCAGUGGGAUCCAUCUGGAGGCACUCUUACACAUGCAGCUUUUAAAGAAAUAGGGUUAAAUGAAAUGGCUAUAUGUAUUUUUGUAGGGUCUGGACUAGCUAGUAAGACAUGCAUCUUUUCUCACCUCAGAUGUAUGGCAGGACAAAUUAUUGGUUGUGCUUCAGUUCCUCAGAUUUGAUGUACAGCAUAACUGUUUCUGAGCAAUGCUUGCCUCUGUGUGUUUGACAUGUUUCUGGCUCUUAAAUAGCAGAGAUCUGACAUUUUGUACUAUUGGUGAAUGAAUAUUAAACCCCAUUAAACUCAUUAAAAUAUA